Messenger RNA from Drosophila nasuta, 8796 nucleotides. It is a transcript of the gene Octbeta2R, whose product is annotated as Octopamine beta2 receptor. The coding region runs from base 4644 to 6308 and encodes 554 amino acids. Gene Ontology annotation, molecular function: octopamine receptor activity. Gene Ontology annotation, cellular component: plasma membrane. The transcript is spliced from 7 exons. Gene Ontology annotation, biological process: adenylate cyclase-activating adrenergic receptor signaling pathway; positive regulation of MAPK cascade. The record is from RefSeq and is a predicted model, not a curated record. Lineage: Eukaryota; Metazoa; Arthropoda; Insecta; Diptera; Drosophilidae.
UCGUGCGGCGCUCACACAAUUUCGGCAAUUCAUUCGUCUGUUAACCGUCUGUGGCGUUGCCACGUCGUUGUCUCGUUGUCGUUCUAGUCGAACGUUGACGUUCUCAUUCGCAUUCGUAUGUUGAGAGGAAGUGGGCGCGCGACAGCGGCAGCAGCAUCAGCAUCUGAAGAGCAUUAUCACAACAGUCAGUUGAUAGUCAAAGGGGAAAAUAUUAUUGCAUAUUGUUGCAGCGUUUGCUUUUGCUCAGCAUCAUCAGCAUCAGCAUCAACGGCAACGGUAAACGGUAAAUUGAAAUACUGCGAUAAAUCGAACGCGCGCGUGCCAUUGCGUAUACGCAGCAUUGUGUCUGUCGUCUAGAGUGCGAGUAAUAAUGCCGACGGUCAACGUAGCGCGCGCGUUCCGCUUCCGCCGCUGCAGGGCCAUGAAAUGCAAUUCGCGUCGCGCCAAUUCUCAAAAUGCAAUAAGAAAAUGCUAACACACAAAUGCAGUGCAACAAAAAAUUACAACAAAUGAAAUGAAAUGAAAACAGCCGACGCGACGCAACGCGAAGCGACGUCGAGAGCAGCUGCAGCCGCGAGCAGCCUUCAUAUGAAAUGAAACAACAAACGGGCAAAAUACAACAACAAAAAAAUAAGAGAAAUAAAAUAAAGUACUACGAGUGCUACUACACAGAAUUUGUCUGUCAUUUGUUGUACCAUACACACACACACACACACACGCACACACGAUAGAAACAAACACAUGCAGCUAGAAGUGUAUGAAGAAUCGUACGAGUAAAUGGAAACGCAUAUGAUUGUGGUUUUUAUUUGGUUUUGUUUUGUUUGUGUUUUCGCAUAUUUGCCAUUUUAGUUGCCGUAUAGUUUUGUAUAAUAAUAAGUUUUCGCCAUAAAAUGUGUUAUAAAUUUUGUCGCGUAAAUAUCAAAAGAAACGGCGCUCGCCGCACGUACGGACGAUCCAAAUAUGCAAACUAAUAUGCAACAAAAUUGCAUUAAUCGCAAUUGUCACCAGUUAUUUGCAACGAGUGAGUGCAUUGUGCAAAAUGCCACACACACACAAAUACACGCACACGCACACACACACAUACACACACAACAAGCAGCGACGACCGCAACUUGUCAUUAACACCAGCUCCAGAUAAUCCAGAUAACAUCAACAUGGCAUCGCAUGCAAGCUGAACGAGAGAGUGAGAGAGAGUGAGAGGCAGGCAAAUCAGCGAAUGGUUAGCCGGCCUUAAAACAGUCAAGUCAUAAAGCCAAGAAGCCGUGAACGAGGCACUCAGGUCACAGAGCUCUGCUCUGGUCUCUUCGAGUAGUUCUAGUAGUUAUAAGCCAAGUCACAUUGCUGCGCACACAUUUGUAAUGCCAAACGCCACGGGCGAUGCAAUCAAAGUUGCUUCGACUAAACGACAAAGCGGAAGUGUUGAUAUUGCCGCUGCUCAGCUCAGCCCGGGCGAACGCAACGGAGACGCCACUGGCAGGGGCUGUUGAAAUUGUUGUCGCAUAACGACUUAAGCUGCUCAGCACGCAGCGUCAGCGAUUCCGCCUUGUUCCUCCCCCUCAUUCUUUGCCUGAGGGGGUCACACUUGAAGUCACACACACACACUUGAGGGAUACGAUACACAGGCUACGUUGCUUUGGUUUAGUUCUCUUUAAAGGUCCUUGCCUCUGUGCGAUGCCAUGCUUGAAGAGUCUUUACUUUGUUUACUUAUGCCGUCUAUUUAUUUUCUAUUUAUUCGAUUUGCAUUUCAAUCUGCCAGCGUCUGCGCUCGCAAGCUCUAUCUAUCUAUCGAAACUCUCAAGAUUUAACAUGCAAAUUGUGUGCUGAAUCUUUUAGAGUCAUGUGUGUGUGUUUUUGUGAGUGUGUGACUUGCACACAAUUCCAUUAAAGAUUUUUCGGCUUUGGCAUUUCAAAUGGUUUUGUGCCACUCAAAUAAUUUUUGACUUGACUGUGCCUCAAACUCAGCUUGAUGCUUUCAUCGAUAAUAUAUAAUUAAAUGUUGCUCAAUUUGGACUAGCGCCAGGGCGUGGCAAAUGGCAACCUAAAAUUGAAGCAGCAAUUACAACCACGUGUCCGUAUGGUUUGCCUCAUUUACAGCCUGCAAAAAAAAAUAAAAAAUAAAAAACGAAAAAAAAAAAACUUUCCUGACACUCGGCAUAAUUAACACGGAUGAAAUCGAAGCACGCAAAAACCGAAACGCAAAAGUCAGAAACAGAAAAAGAUCUUAAAAUGUGUCAUCUGAGUAAAUCCAAAAAUGAAAUACCCCUACGCAACUGGGUGUCGUCUAAUUUAAAGCUCGUGGCCGCCAAAAUGCGAGUGGCCAAUUUGUUGUAUACAACAACAACAACAACAACUACAAUAAUGACAACAACGACAAUGUGAACUGUGACUAAAAACAACAACAUCAAAAAGGCGGUCACAACGAACGAACGAACGCUGAAAGCGUGUGCGAACAUGAAAAUAAAACAUCAUCAGGAAAUUAAUUCACAAAAAAAGAAAUAUAAAUAUUAAUGUUCAUAUACAUAGAAGAGCAGAAUAUAGAAUAUAUAGCAUAAAGACACAGUGACAGCAGCGCAGCAGAGGAAAAAAAAUACACACUUACAGACAUACAAAAUAAUAAUAAUGGCAUUAGGACGUUUUUUCCGCAACUUAGUUGCGCGAGCGGUCAAAGCGAAGGGCAAAGAAGAGAGCAGGGGGGAGGAUAGCAAAACAGGAGAAAUUGGGAGCACAUACAAAACUACUAUAUGUACAUACAUAAGCUAGAAGAUUUUUGAAGCGAGCAAUAUCGAGAGAGAGCGAGUGACAUUCUUUCGCACAGCUGUCGUCACAUAAAUCAUUAGCAACUAAAACAGGGUGCGACCCUUGAACCCGACUAACAAGUUAGAAAGUUACAUUCGAGUGUGCUCGACAGUAAGAUACGCAUUUUUUGAUAAAAGCAAAAUAGUACAUAAAAUAUACCAAACAAUCUAAAAUAUACCAAAUGUGAUAUUUAGUAUAUCGCUAUUGGCAACUAACCAAAUUAAUACACCGAGCUAAAAUACCAAAAUUACUAAAAUAUACCAAAGAUUGCAUUUUAUAUAUCGUUCAGAUAGACCAGAUUGCCAGCCAAAAUAACUAACAAUCGAUAGCAACAACCGUUUUUUGCCAUAUAAAAUUAUUUCAUAAAUAACUUUUACAAUUUUUAUCCAAUAGCAACUCAAUUUUCGGAAAUCAUAAAUACAGUAGUUAUUAUCGUGACUCUAGCUUCAAAAUUACACCUCAAAUAAAUCACCCUGUAUUGAGGUAAACACGUGGAGAGAGUCGACAAAUUAGUUCGAAGAUUGAUUAUAUUCUAAAUAGAUUGUAAAAUUGUGCUUAUUUAGUGGGGGUUACGUAGACACCCUAUAAUUCUAGUUGCUCGCUGCUUCACCAAUAACCCACAAAAACCAAAAACCAAAAUACGAAAAAAACUACUUAAAGCAGAAGGAACAGCUAAAUUUCGACGUCAGCAAAUAAACAAAUAUUGACUAAAAUCAAUACGAAAUGAGAAGCAGCCGCAAGCAAUGAUACUUAUGAUAUAAUGGGAAAAACAUAUGAAAAUCGAACGUAUGAUUUUCCAUGCUUUUGCCCGCCCCUUUUUACCCUACAUUGGUUUUUGUUUUAUUUUUUUUUGUAUUGCAAUAAUUUAGUUUUUAUGGCUCAAACAACAGCAGCAAAAACAUCGAAAAUAUUUUCAGUUAGUGGAAUAUAAAUGUGAAAACCACUUGCACGAACUAAUACUAAAAAUAAAUUAAAGACAUGAAAUGGUAAAAAUAAAACUAAAAGCAUACUGAAACGUUGUGGCAGCAGUAGCAACAAGAACACCAGCAGCAGCUAAGCGACGCGGUCUUCGCUGUAGCCGCAAAAAAGAAAAAAAAUACAAAUACAAAAAAUGAACAAAAUUAAAACGCAGCCGCUUGGAGAAAGAAAAAACCCAAUCAACGGGCAAACAACAACAAUAAUAACAACAACUGGAACUACAACAAUAACAACGCGAAAUUUAGAAGAAGAAAAAAACAGAAGCCGCAUAGGAAAACGACAACAAGUCCAGCAGCGGCAGCGACGUCGCCUCCAUAAUAACAUUAUCAUUAACAACAGCAGCAGCAGCAGCAGAAGCAGCAGUCGAAGCAGCAGCUAAGCGAGUGGGCGUCAGUUUUUGGGGACUGGCAAGGACAGCGCGACGUUGACGUCUCUGCCUCUGCCUCCGCCUCCGCCUCCGUUUUGCUUUCUUCGUCUCUCUGGCAUCGCACGGUGCGCGGGCAACAUUGGCGAAUCAAUUUCCCGUUGCGGUGGCCGUUUCAGUUUUGGUUUCAACGUCGCUAGCGCCACGCGUGUCGCGAAUCCCUAAUGGCGCUCCUCCUUCACGUCUCCACCGUCUUCAUCGCCGUUGUCGUCGGUAACUGUCGAGAAAAUUAACGCAAGAUCAAGCGAAACCAAGACCGAGAAACCCUUAAACGUGGCCGUGGCCGUGAGAGUUGCGCAAGUUAAGCAAACAGCCAGAAAACAAAUAAACCAAAAAAAAAAUAUAUAUAGAAAAAAAGCGCAAAAUAGUAAAAGAUAAAAGUGAGAGCAAGAAAAGUUAGUGUUCAAGUCCGUGCCACGAGUGAAAGUCUAGCCAAGUGGCAGUCAUGCAGUGCUUGGAGCUCAGCCAGUUGCCCGCGUUGCCAACCGCAGCGGCAACGACAACAAUGCGGCACAGAACAAGCGCCACAAGGAUACGCAAAAGACUUGGCUGCCGUCGCUGUCGACCAGCCGAAGCAGACACACAAACAGAGGAGACACAUGGCAGUGGAAGUGGUAGUGGAAAGCGUACAACGACUACAGCAAGCAAUCCCAGUCUCAAUCUGAGGCUGAUCGGCACGGCGGCUGCACUUACUGCAGCUGCUUUGCUGCAUACAACGAAUGCGCUGUCCGCAACAUCGUUCGGUGUUGCCGACCCCGUCGCACUGCCCCUGCAAGGCACUGCCACGCCCACGCCAACGACAUUGCCCAUGCCAGCGCCCGCCACAUACGAACUAAACACAUCAUCACCGCUAAGCAGCACAGCGGUCAGCGUCGCAGCAAACAGCAGUCUAGCGCAGCAGGAUGCUGACUGUAAGUCGGCAGUUGACUUCGAGGAUUGGUUCGAUGGCGUCUUUUGGGUGCUCAAGGCAUUCGUGAUGCUGUUCAUCAUCAUUGCGGCCAUCUGUGGCAAUCUGCUUGUUAUUAUUUCUGUGAUGCGUGUUAGAAAAUUAAGAGUUAUAACGAAUUACUUUGUAGUUUCCUUAGCCAUGGCUGAUAUAAUGGUCGCUAUUAUGGCCAUGACAUUUAACUUUAGUGUGCAAGUAACUGGGUGCUGGAACUUUAGCCCAUUUCUGUGCGAUCUGUGGAACAGUUUGGAUGUGUACUUCUCAACAGCAAGCAUUUUGCAUUUAUGCUGCAUAUCUGUGGAUAGAUACUAUGCGAUUGUUAAGCCGCUCAAGUAUCCGAUUUGCAUGACAAAACGUGUGGUUGGCAUUAUGCUGUUAAACAUAUGGAUACCGCCAGCGUUUCUAUCAUUUCUGCCCAUUUUCAUGGGCUGGUACACAACCGAUGAGCACAAGAUCUAUGUUCUAGAGAACAGCACUCAAUGCACAUUUGUGGUUAACAAGUACUAUGCCAUCAUCUCGAGCUCGAUAUCGUUCUGGAUACCGUGUACCAUCAUGAUUUUCACCUAUCUGGCAAUUUUCCGUGAGGCCAAUCGCCAGGAGAAGCAGCUGAUGAUGCGUCAUGGUAAUGCCAUGUUAAUGCAUCGACCCUCAAUGCAGCCAUCAGGCGAGGCGCUGAGUGGCUCGGGCUCAUCGAAAACGUUGACACUGCAUGAGGUCGAGCAGGAGCACACCCCGACAAAGGACAAACAUUUAAUCAAAAUGAAGCGGGAGCACAAGGCCGCACGCACCCUCGGCAUCAUCAUGGGCACCUUUAUACUCUGCUGGCUGCCAUUCUUCUCAUGGUAUACGCUCUCCAUGACUUGCGGCCCGUGUCAGGUGCCCGACAUUGUGGUAUCUAUACUCUUCUGGAUUGGCUACUUCAACUCCACACUCAAUCCACUUAUUUACGCCUACUUCAAUCGGGAUUUCCGAGAGGCGUUCCGCAACACACUGCUCUGUCUGUUCUGCAAUUGGUGGAAGGAUCGCCACAUGCCGCUCGACAUUGACAUUCGACGCUCGAGUCUGCGCUACGAUCAGCGGGCCAAGAGCGUGUACUCGGAGAGCUAUCUGAACUCGACCACACCAUCGCAUCGCCGUCAGUCUCAGCUGCCUGAGAACUUAUAAUACAGGGACGAGGCGCUGCUGACGCCGAUUGCCCAGCAGCAGCAGAGAUUGGCAGCCGGCGGCUAUGGUGCCCCAGGUGCUGGACUUGGCGCUAGCGGCGGCGGCGGCGGGGGACUUGGCGUUGGAGCCAGAGGAGCAGGUGGCGCCGCAGCCAAGCCGAAUGUGGGUAACCUAUCAGCCGAGGAUGUGCAGGAGAUACAGAUUGAAAUACCCAUGGAGUAUAUCAACAAAUGGAACAAGAAUAAUAACGCAGCAUCCGCCACAGCCUCCAGUCACGUAUAAGAAACAGAACGAGUUGAGUCGAGCUGAGCUGAGCUGAGCUGAGCUACAACUGAGCUGAACUGAUGACAACGACAAUUCAGAGAGUGGCGAAAGUUGCGUCAAUCGAAUAAAUGCAAUUACAAUUUUCCAUUAAUGUUUCUGUUUCCGUUUUCUUUUUUUUUGUUUUAAAUUAAUAUGCUGCUUGCAUUCACCAUUGUACAUACUAUUUAAGUCAACGUUAUGGAAUCACUCGCCGAGGCGUGCUAUUUAUUUUGGCCAUCAGUGUACAUAGUGCACAUUAUACUCGUACUCGUUAAAACUUGUUGUCUGUUGUUGUAUUUUAUUAUUUCGUAAUUUAUUAUUUUCCUUUACACUUUACAGAGCUUUAAUUUAAUGCUUGUGACCUUAAAAGAGCACGGCUAAAAAAAACAAAAGUGUAAAAAGAAAAAAUACACUGCAUCAUUUCGUAUUUCGUAUUUAUUAUUUAUUUUAGUUGUGUACUCGAUGUAAAUAUACUUAAUGUGUUUUUUUUUCUUUUGUGUAUAAAUUGUACAAUUAAAUUAUAUUAAGCUCAGGUUGUAAAAACGAACAUUUCUAUGCCUAGCAAAACUCAAAGUCAAAUCUUCAAAUAAGAGUUUGCGACUUCAUUCACAGGGCAAUCAAAACAUUGAGCUAAGCAUGGCAUGAGACAACCAAACCUAAAGAAAAACAGAAUAAACCAAAACUAAAUUUAAAACAAAACAAAAAUUUAACUGUGCCAAUUAAAUAAAAACUAACCAGAAACUAUAGAUAAUGCGAGCGACUUGCAUGAAAAACCAAAAAUAAUAGAAGCUAAAAAAGAGUUUUGGCAAUAUUCGUAAAAUAAACAAACAAAUCAUAGGAAUACAAGCAUAGAUGGCACACGAAAAAAAAAAAAAAAAAAAAAACAAGGAAAAACAACAAUUAAAUUGAUGAAAAUAAGAUUAGAAAUAAAUGUAGUAGAAAUUCGGCAAAAUGAUGCUAUUUGAACGACAAUCGCAUGCAAUAAGAAUGCUCAACAAAUAUGAAUAUAAAUCAUAGAACAUUUCAUAGUUAAACCAAAAAAUAACGAAAAGAAAUACAAAAUAGAAACCAUAAAUUUAUAGAGUUUAAAACUGUGGCAGACAAAAUCAAAAGUAAUCUAGUGAAAUUUAAAAGUAAAGUAAACGCUAUUCUAGUUCAAAUGCAUCGAUAUUGAUAUUUUGUUUCGGAUAUUGAUAUCGAUAGUUAUGGUUAAUUGCAAAGAGCAAAGUGUAUUUGUGCUAACUUUAAAUUAAUGUGCAGAGUGUUAAAUGUGCAAUUUAUCUGCGUUUGUGUGUGUGUGUGUGCUAAACUGUGCGUAUUGAAUAUCAUCGUCAAGGCAAAAGGCAAAUGCGUUGCAGUUCCUGGAAUUAAGUUGACUGUGUAGCCUGUAAGAGGAAGGCUUGUGCGUUGCUUCCAAAGUCAGCAACUUGAUUCCAGCAAUUGCGGCCCAAGCUCAACAUUGAAACAGUGAAUCUGAAUACUAUGAAUACGAAUACAAUUUAAACUCUCGCAUCAUUUGAAUAUAAAAUGUACGGCAUUACACUCGCUCCUUUGUUAUUCAAAUUGUGAAUAAAAUAACCAAACCGAAAUAACAACAACAAAUCGAAACUAAAAGCCAAGCAACAUUUCGCCAUUGUAUUUAGUAUUUAUGGCCACUAUUCUUGUUAUUAUUAUUACUACCACUACUCUUGUUGCUAUUAUAAUUUGGAAAACACUUAAAUUGAACAAACUGGAAUCCAAACAAAAAUGAAGCUUCUUAUUGUUCGAGCAUAAAAUGCGAAUAUAAAUGAAACAUGUAAAUUAUUUAUGUUGAAAGCCACAAGAAUUCUGUUGUUUGCUUCGAUACUAGUCCAAAAACCCCCCAAACCCCACCCGCAACCAAACAAAGAAGCAGGUGAAUAGAAAGCAGAAGGCAAAGAAAGGAGAACCCACAAAAAUGCAAGGCAAUAUAUAUUAAUAAAAUAGCCAAAGCUCUUUAUGUGUACACUAGUAACAUGUAUUCAUAGGCAUCAAAAUGUAAAUGCAUAUUGUAUAAUAGUUGUAUGAUUUUCCUUACAAAUAAAUGAGAGGAUAGAUGAAGGGCAUAACGAAUAAUGAUGAAUGCUACAAACUCCAAAGAACUUGUUAUAUUUUUAUAAACAAAAAUAAAAAAGCUAAACUAGUUUAUACAUAUAUGACUAUAGUA